CUUCCAUUUCAUCCGUUGUUUUGAGUUUUUGGAAGGCUAAACGUAGAGACCCAGUCGAUAUAGUUUGAUAAUGUCUAUUCCGAGAGCUCUUUUUCCUGUGACCAUUCUGGUUUUCAUGUUUCUAUCCUCCGGCGAUGCAAUUCGAUCAUUUCCUAACAAGCUGAAAUGUGUUGAAGAAGAAGCACCCAUUGGAUUUCGCAUGUCUAUGCAAUUCUCAGAGGCACCAGAGUACCAAAACGAGCCCCAAUGCGCUGCCCCUCCCAGAAACAGCAUGGUAUUUGCGUGUGACCCUUCACUUGUUCACAUCGCCAUGACGAUCGAUUUGAAGUACUUGCGAGGGUCUGUUGCGGCUGUACAUUCAGUUCUCAGACACACUUCUUGCCCUGAAAAUCUAUUCUUUCACUUUAUUGCUUCUGAUUCCAGUUUAGAAAACAUAUCUGAGCUUACAAGGAUAGUUAGGUCGGCGUUCCCUUCUUUGGGUUACCGGGUUUACAUAUUCAAGGAAAGUACGGUCAAUAAGAUAAUAUCAUCCUCGAUUCGUCGGGCUCUUGAGAACCCAUUAAACUAUGCAAGAAGCUACUUGGCCGAUAUACUCGAGCCAUGCGUUGAACGUGUAAUCUAUCUGGACUCCGAUGUCAUUGUUGUGGACGACAUUCAGAAGCUGUGGAGGAUUCCUCUAACUGGGUCAAGAACAAUUGGAGCUCCGGAAUAUUGUCAUGUAAACUUCACCAAAUACUUCUCGGAUGAAUUUUGGUCCGAUCCUGAAUUCUCGAAGAUUCUAAAAGGGAAAAGACCCUGUUAUUUCAACACGGGUGUGAUGGUGAUGGAUUUGGUGAGAUGGAGAGAGGGUGAGUACACGAGGAAGAUUGAGAAAUGGAUGGAGGUUCAGAAAGAGAGGAGGAUAUAUGAGUUGGGUUCUCUUCCGCCAUUUUUGUUGGUUUUUGGUGGAGAUGUUGAAGCAAUUGAUCAUAGGUGGAACCAACACGGGCUUGGUGGAGACAAUGUUGUGAGUAGUUGCAGGUCUUUGCAUCCAGGUCCUGUUAGUUUGCUGCAUUGGAGCGGUAAGGGGAAGCCAUGGGCCAGGCUCGACGGGAGGACACCAUGCGAAGUUGAUUACCUUUGGGCUCCUUACGAUCUCUACAAAGUACAAACACCGUGACCAUCCUCAUCACCAUCAUUACCAGGCCAAGGCGUACGUAAACAACAGCUACUGGACAUAUACAUUCUUCUAGCACAGUAUACCAUGAUUGUUUUGAUUUUUUCUACAGUCAACAAUAUUCAUUUUUUGUAUAAAGAGAGGCAUAUUCGGUGGAAA
Molecule: messenger RNA, 1315 nt
Organism: Juglans regia (Persian walnut)
Lineage: Eukaryota; Viridiplantae; Streptophyta; Magnoliopsida; Fagales; Juglandaceae
Product: probable galacturonosyltransferase-like 10
Exons: 1
Coding region: 71-1159 (362 amino acids)
Cellular component (GO): Golgi apparatus
Molecular function (GO): glycosyltransferase activity
Source: RefSeq, a predicted model, not a curated record